AUGGCGCCACGCGAAGAGGUUGACCAUACGGUCAUCUACCACGAUGAUGUCGCGGAAGCGAACAAGAUGGGUGUGGAUGUCGACGAGGUUGCAGCCACCCGCAUCACGGAGGCCGACAUGAUGCAAAAGUCUGCCGAAGCUUUCUCAAUGAGGUCCAAGUCUGGCCUCUUGGUCAUCGGCUAUAUGUUCGUCAUGGCCUGCAACCAAGCGGGUUACGGUGUGGACUGGGGCGUCAUUAGCGGCAUCAACUCUAAUGACCGCUGGCACGACUAUUACGGAUUCCCCAACUCUGGUGUCAUCAUCUCUACGAUCAACGCCUUGAUGCAGAUUGGCGGCUUCCUGGGUGCUCCCUUCCUCAGCUGCGCCGAUGUUCUGGGUCGUCGCGGUGUCAACUUCCUCGGCAACUUCCUUGUCGUCAUCGCCGCCAUCAUGCAGGCCUUGGCCCCCAACCUGGCCUGCCUCAUGGUCGGCCGACUUGUGCUCGGCUUCGGCACAGCCCUGUGUACGGCGCCCCAGUACGUCGCCGAGAUUGCGCCCAUCCACCUCCGUGGUCGCAUUGUCGGCAUAUUCGGCGCCUUCUUCCAGGUCGGCUCCAUCAUGAUGCUGGGGAUCAUGAUGGGUCUGACCAAAUUCGACAGUGACUGGCAGUGGCGCUUGGCCUUCUUCAUCCAGGCCAUAUUCCCCAUCACAGUUUGCAUCUUCAUCUACGUCCUCUGCCCAGAAUCCCCUCGCUUUCUUUACAUGCGCGGUAAGAAGGACGAGGCCCGCCGCGUCAUCGCGCGGUACAUGACAUCAAGCAACGACAUCAACCACGAGAUUGUCGACCUAAUGAUCCUUCAGAUCGAGGAGUCUAUUGAGACAACCAAGGCUGGCUUCCGUGCCACCUGGGAUUUCCGCGUCUUCUUCACGCGCUCUGUGUGGUUUCGCACAUUUGUUUUGGCCGUGUACGCCGUCUUCCAGCAGUGGAAUGGAUUUGUAACCAGAGGCGGAAUCAUCGGCUACUACCUUGCUCCUGCGCUCGACACCAUCGGCAUCACGGGACAACUCGACCAGCUCGGCAUCAGCCUUGGCUCGACUUCCAUCUACUUUGUCUUCACGCUCUUUGGAGCCUACAUUAUCGACUACUUCCGCCGCCGCACGCUUAUUUUCGCUGGUCUUGUCAGCAUCAUUCUCGCGCAGACCGCCGUGACCAUUACAAGUUGGCAGUACAGCCUGAACGAGACCAAGACGACGGCCAUCCUAACGGUCGUGUGGAUCUUCCUCUUCCAAGUCUGUAGCGCCAGCUUCAUCGCCACAAUGCACAACCUCUACCCUGUCGAGUUGCUGUCGCUGCCGCUGCGUGCCAAGGGCAUGGGUCUCUUUGCCAUGUUCCAGGCCAUCGCCGCCGUCAUUCACAACUACGGCAUCGGUAUUGGCAUCCAGAAAGUGGGGUACAAGAUCUGGGCCGUCUACAUCAUCUACAACUUCAUCCAGAUCUUCCUCAGUUACUUUGUGUUCCCCGAGACGAGCAAGCUGAACCUCGAGGAGAUUGACACCAUCUUCGAGACCUCGGGUACCAAGCCCGUCAAGCUGAGUAUUAAGAUUGCCGAUGCCAAGGCCUCCAAAAGGAAGCUCGAUCGCCAGAACGCGACAUCUAGCACCUAA
Colletotrichum spaethianum is the source of this 1644-nucleotide messenger RNA. Its product is annotated as lactose permease. The record is from RefSeq and is a predicted model, not a curated record. Gene Ontology annotation, cellular component: membrane. Gene Ontology annotation, molecular function: carbohydrate:proton symporter activity. Bases 1 to 1644 code for a protein of 547 amino acids. Gene Ontology annotation, biological process: carbohydrate transport; transmembrane transport. The transcript is spliced from 3 exons. NCBI's taxonomy places the organism in Eukaryota, Fungi, Ascomycota, Sordariomycetes, Glomerellales, Glomerellaceae.